This is a messenger RNA of Cyclocybe aegerita, 2073 nucleotides long. Lineage: Eukaryota; Fungi; Basidiomycota; Agaricomycetes; Agaricales; Hemipholiotaceae. The record is from the annotation of a GenBank genome assembly.
AUGGCUUCUUCAUCCCAAACUCCGAUUCCUCCCAACCCGACUCGAUGGAAGCCCAAUGUCGAUCCUGCUUCCAUCAUCAUUCCUGGCUUGGACACGACUGCUUCAGCGAUAGAUCAAAUUGAGCAAAUUGAACAGCUCAUUACCAUCAAGCUGCAGAACAUAGACGAGAACUUUUCAAGAAUUCACAAUGUUCUUGCAAACAAACUCCUACCUGCGGUGAAACGAUAUUCGGUGGGGACGGAACCCGUUAGAGAGGCGGCGAAGUUCUGGACAUCGUUCUACGAACAAGCUGCACAAAUACGAAUACCAACAUAUGACGACUAUUCGACAGUGAAUGAAGUCCCUUCUGAACGGGAUGAACACUCUACUCAAGAGCACACAAGCCAUGAAUCCCGAGACCAAUUGACACCCUCACAAGCUGUAUACGAACCUAGCGUCGUCACCAGCGAAACCUCAUUUUUACCUGGCCAAGGUGCCAUCUCCUCAACACCUGCCACGGCUCGGCUGGCCAGCGUACACGAUAGUUUUGCUAGCCAGGCAUCAGAGGAGCCGUCAUGGUCUCGUUCUCUGGAAUCCCCUCUGGUCCGCCUCAACCGAGAAAUAAGCAAUCUCAACCAGCCAGAAGAGAGUAUGACGCCGUCUACAUCUCAAUCCGUUGACUCGUUGAUAGAUGAAGACGAAUCAAACGUCACACUCCAGCAACAUACAAGCCAAAUCCCUCAGUCGAACAAAGGGAAGGGCAAGGAAACCCAGCCAUUGCUCAAGAACCUUCUCCGGCACAAUUUAUAUUCUGCAAGCGACUCCUCGUCUUUUGAAAGCAGCCUGAAGCCGGUCUCGCCUCUGAAGUUCCGAGGAAAACCCAAAACACCAACGAUCAACAAGACGCUCAAUCCAUACCUCUCUUCAGCCGGGUCCUCCGUGAACUGGAGCGGGGUUGUCGAUCUCCGCGAUCCGUCUGUGCUUACACCACAGAAACAUCGGCCAGGAAAACCAGGCCCUAGCAAGACGACAACACCACGCCCCGAAGAGGACACGGACGACGAGUCGUUCGAUGGCCUACCUCCAGGCAUGUCGCCGCCUGUGCUCAUGUCCCCAGCGCGUCCUCCACGUUCCUCCGCCGAACUAGGGCUGCUCAAGCUAGGGCAAACGCCCUCGAAAGACUUCUCAGCGCGCAUACAGCGCGACAUCCUUCGAAGCGCACAGCGUCAGACCGCCCACCGAGUACCCCAUGCUCAUGACCAUGCCCGGCGUGAGCCUAGCACGAGCAUGAGCACGAUAACGACCCCGCCGUCCCUCUCACGGUACAAGCGGCCAGGCGAGAACAGCACCACGAACAGCAGCGUGACGAAGGACGAGAGUCUGGAGAGCAUGAUCCGGCACAUUCGCAGCGACAUCCGCUCGGGCAUCGGCGCAACACCGGGGGCUUCGACGACGCCUGGCUUGCGUCUACGCCCGCGCGCAGCGUUCACGAAGAGCGGUGCUGCACCGCCGCCCACACCGCCGUCGAUACAGGCGAGGCCGAUGGAGCAGCCGCAUUUCCCGCCUCCUGCUGCGCGAAAGCCUGAUCCGCCGUCGGAGCCGGCGACGCCGCUCUUUGAGCAUGUUCAGCAGCAUCAGCAAUUGCAGGAGGACCUCGACUCGGACUCGGACUCAAUGGACGAGAUCAACAACACAGCGCAUCCCUCUGCUGCCUUCCUCAUGGCCUCGCAGAGGGCGACGUAUGAUGACGACUCGUUCGGUUCGUCCAACCACUCAAGCGACUCACUCGUGGACGAGGUCGUUGACCCCGGCGUCGUCCCGGUACAUCCAUUCGCCGCCGGGGAAUCUGUGGAAGAUGACGGUUUCGACGACGAUUUAUCCGAUGACGGGCCAGGUGUCCGAGGCGCCUACCAGGAAGAGACGGUCUUUGGUGCGCCGCCUGCUCAGCGGGGCCAGGCGUCGCGUCAGAGUGAUGGUCAGGGCUUGCGAAUGCUGGGUGAGGAUUUGUUGCAGGAUACGAUUGGGAUCGGAGCGCAGAUCGCCGCCAGCGGUCGCAUUGAGGAGAGCCCGACGCCUGCUGCUUGGGCGCGUUAG